GAAGCUAUCAAAACAUUCGGUUUGUUACUGAUAACAGUGAUUUAGUAUUUACAUUUUUAUCACCAAAUAUGACGAAACAAUAUAGUGCAGAAAAGCUCAAGGAAUACCAUGAUAUUGCUGCGGAUUUGGUCAAAGAAUGUGGCCCAAUAUUUGAAGAAGGUUAUAAUAAAUCGAAGAAAGAGGUUAUGGUAAAAUCCGAUUUCUAUGAUUUUGUCACCGUUUACGAUCGGCAAAUUGAGGAGAAAUUAACCGCGGGGCUGUCGAAAGCAUUUCCCGAAUCGCGUUUUAUUGGUGAAGAAUCGUUAGCCGGUUCUAAGGAGCUACCUGAGCUGACAGAUGCACCCACCUGGAUCAUUGAUCCCAUCGAUGGCACCACAAACUACAUACAUCGAUUUCCGCAUUGCGGCAUCUCUGUAGCUCUUGCGAUUAACAAAGAACUUGUAGUCGGUAUUAUAUAUAAUCCGGCUGCGAAUGAACUCUACACUAGUCGAAAAGGUCAUGGAGCAUACCUAAAUGGUCAGAACAUUCGAGUGUCUGGAGCAACAAUGCUAAGCAACUCAGUGAUUGGGCAUGAGAUUACGCUUAUAAAUGUGGCGGCUUGGCGUGAUAAGAAUAUCAAGCGUGUUUACAAAUUGGGCGCAGUAGCUGCUGGCACUCGUUGCCUGGCUACUGCAGCGCUUUCACUGGCUUACGUAGCCAAAGGAACGCUAGACACCUAUCACGUGGAUAACCUUAAGCCUUGGGAUGUGGCUGCUGGCGUUCUACUCGUACGCGAAGCUGGUGGCGUUGUUUAUCAGACAAACGGCAGCGAAUUCAAUGUGAUGCAACCGAACUUAGUGGCCGCUGGCCAAGAUGCCCUAGCACAGCAGGUGAUGCAGCUCAUUAGGGAAGCGGAUGAAAUCGACGAGUAUAGAUUCACUUAAAGAGCUAAGUGAUGCACUUACAUUAGGA
Molecule: messenger RNA, 951 nt
Organism: Drosophila nasuta
Lineage: Eukaryota; Metazoa; Arthropoda; Insecta; Diptera; Drosophilidae
Exons: 3
Coding region: 69-923 (284 amino acids)
Biological process (GO): inositol metabolic process; phosphatidylinositol phosphate biosynthetic process; signal transduction
Molecular function (GO): inositol monophosphate 1-phosphatase activity
Source: RefSeq, a predicted model, not a curated record